UAUGAGGCGGUCCACCUCCAAUUACAAGGCCGUGUCGUUUUGAUCAACAAGACCUUGCUUCGCCUUUUCUGCCCUUACUACAGAGCAGUCUUCGAUAGCGGGUUCGCAGAAAGCAGGCAGAAGAUCGUCAGUAUGGGUAUCGAGUACGAAGACAUAUCUGUGUUCGGCCAUUGGUUGAACUCUGGUCGUCUGGUCGUAUCUGAUUACGGUCAACUUGUCAGACUCUAUGUCUUUGCCGAUUACCACGACUUCCCUGCUCUCCGCCGUGCGAUCAUGCUGAAACUCGACAGAGGUGGUGCUGUGUUGGUCAAGUUAAAGCAUGACCUCAUCACCAUCCGAGAGAAGAUCGCUUGCGACUUGAUAUGCCAACUGAGUUCCGCGAGCUGGUCCAGGAUGACUUGGUCAACAUCUACUCCAACAGACACUCCUACACAUCCUGCAAGUGUUGUCACAAUCCCUGCGACUACCAUGAACACUCUUGCUUCGUGGAAUGGUUUUCCAAAAUCUGCCAGAGCC
This is a messenger RNA of Aureobasidium uvarum, 516 nucleotides long. The record is from the annotation of a GenBank genome assembly. NCBI's taxonomy places the organism in Eukaryota, Fungi, Ascomycota, Dothideomycetes, Dothideales, Saccotheciaceae.